Messenger RNA from Megalobrama amblycephala (Wuchang bream), 1483 nucleotides. RefSeq names its product endonuclease G, mitochondrial-like. Gene Ontology annotation, biological process: apoptotic DNA fragmentation. Gene Ontology annotation, cellular component: nucleus; mitochondrial inner membrane. Gene Ontology annotation, molecular function: RNA endonuclease activity; metal ion binding; single-stranded DNA endonuclease activity. NCBI's taxonomy places the organism in Eukaryota, Metazoa, Chordata, Actinopteri, Cypriniformes, Xenocyprididae. The transcript has 3 exons. The record is from RefSeq and is a predicted model, not a curated record. Bases 490 to 1401 code for a protein of 303 amino acids.
AUUCAAUAAAGCAAGACACAUCUCUUAUAACAUCCAGCAGAAAACUCGGUUUGCUGUUUGGAACACAGAUUUCCUCAGAACAUAAUCGAGGUAAAAUCAGAGCCAAGGAAGUUACUGUCUAUCUGACAGAUCCUAACAAACUCAUUGAUCCAGGAAGAAGAGAGGAUCCUUUGCUGAAGCUCUUGAAGAAGCAAUAAAACCAGAGUCAAGACAGAGAGAUUUGUUUAAACUUUUGUUUGAAGUUUGAACUGUGUACAAAACCAGCCUUCUGAUGGAAAUGGUAAAAAAGUGGGGAGAAACCCUUUAGAUUAUAUAAGUAAGGAUUUGUUGUUGUUUUUAUGGCGUUGACCGUUUAGAGAAAACUAAAAGAAAGAUUGGAAAGAGAUUUGUUAUUUAAAAAUCACUGUAGUUGUUGGCCAGCAGCUGAUAUCAAACUAGCAACACAAGAAACUGAUUUAGAUUCAAGCAGAAGACGUUGCAGGGGUUAAGAUGAAGAGAAUUAUGAUGAGUGACGAGAGCUCUGAAGAGCAUUCGAGCGAAUACAUUCUGAUCCCUUUCUUUAAAAUGUAUGGUAAUAUAUCUGACUCUGAUGUUGAUCCAAAUUCAACUGACGAGUCAACCUAUAAAUUAGUCAACGGAUGUCCUUCGUAUUCUGACGUAAGGAUAAGAAAAUCGUAUGUCAUGUCAUACAACAAUAAAACCAAGAACGCUGAAUGGGUGUAUGAGAUACUGAACAAAGACACUCUGAAGGAAAAUUGUAAGGCGCACGGGAGCUUUGGAAGGAAUGAAUUUGAGGAGAAAGACUAUGUACAAGGUCAUCUUGCUGCGGCGGCCAAUCACAGGUGGUGUCAGGAAGCCUAUCAUGACACUUUUUUGAUCAGCAACAUGGUACCACAGAAAAAAGACUUAAACAAUGGCGACUGGAAAACUAUUGAGAAUUACAGUCGAGAAAAAGCUAUGAAUGAUGAGGUCUGUAAUGUCCAUGUGUACUCUGGUCCACUUUACCUGAAAGGGAAAAAAAAUAAAGAGGGUACUAAGGUGGAGGAUUUCUAUGAUCAUGCUGACCUCAGUACACUGGAGCGGAAGGGAGGGAAAGUAACGCCAACUCACUUCUUUAAGGUGAUAAUUGUGGAGAAUAAAGAUGGGACAGUAAAAGAGCCUGAAUGCUAUGUGAUGCCCAAAGUGAAUACAGAUGAUGUAGCUGUUGAAAAAUUUGACAAAAAAAACAUUGUAAAAAUCAAGCAUCGUGAGUAUAUUAAGACAAUAGAGAAACUCUCUGGGCUGAAAUUCAGAGAAGAAACCCCCCCCAAUGUGGUAACGAAGGACUGUAUAAAGACAAUUACAGGAGAAGGAGAAAAAGGAGAGUCAUGUAGUGCUAAAAUAAAAGUCAGAAUAAGUUAAAAAAAAUGAUGAUACCAGGACCGUCCCUGUCUAAUAUCCUUGUUAACUCUACUGUUAUAAUAAACGCUUUAUGGUGAUGUUU